AUGAGAUUUGAUUUAGUAAUGUUUUAUGGUGUGAUUAGUACCAACAAGGGAGAUGUUACCCAGAAAUAUCGACUUAAGCCACAAGCGGAAUACUUCACAUGUAAUCAGUUUGAUAAUCAACAUAGAAAAAACAGGUCAUGGUUUGUUGGGGAAGGUAAUGACAAUAAACCGGCAAUGGACCGCGUGAAAAAUUUCUUGUUGGAUAACAAUGGCAAGUACCUUGAUAUAUGGAGUGGUAUUCCCGAUGCAAUAACGGGAAAAACAACCCAGGGACAAUCACGAACAUGGAAACACUAUUCGAAAAUCGUCCCAAGUACUUCGAAUUGGAGCCACAUCUUUCUGCUAGGUUUACGAACGACUCUUGGGCUUCUGACACUGGAACUAUUCAAGAUAAGCCCUUCAAUAAAGAAACGUUUUUUGGAAGUAUUCGUAAUAAGCAAUCGAUUGAUGACGUUGCAGAUGAAAAGUGAGGAGAAUAACAAAGAUAAGAAGAAAAAAAACAAGAAACAGAAAAAAACUAAAACUCCCAUGUAUGAUGAGAUUAUGGAAAGUUUUGAAAUUGAAACUGGAGCAAAUGUCAGUAAUGCUGGUAGAACAAUACAUGGCAAUGUGAAGGAUUUUGACGGCCUUCACAAGCAGUUAGACUACAAUUGUGACAAGGAAGAUGGUUUACAGGCACGUGAUGUAUGCAGAUCCAAAAAUCGAAUGGCAGGAAGAAUACGCUGUGGCGAUUGGGAAUUGCGAGUGGAGGUAGAAAUUUGUGUUGGCGAGAUUGUUCUUGGAGCUAUGUUCGUAUAUGUAUUUGAAAAGAGCAAAAGCAUUUUCAACAAUUUCCAUGGAGGUUGCGUUGGUAGCUUCGGUAGGUACGCGUUCGGUUUUGUAUUCAAUAUAUCAACCAUAGUAUGA
Molecule: messenger RNA, 906 nt
Organism: Mucor mucedo
Lineage: Eukaryota; Fungi; Mucoromycota; Mucoromycetes; Mucorales; Mucoraceae
Exons: 6
Coding region: 1-906 (301 amino acids)
Source: RefSeq, a predicted model, not a curated record